AUGGCUGAGAAUGCCAGCCUGCGCAAAGGAUUGUCAUCCACACUGGAUAAAGCGGCCCGCGUGGCCGUGGACGGGCACGUGCAGAACAAUCAAGUCCUUGGAAUUGGGAGUGGCUCGACCAUUGUUCAUGCUGUGCAUCGACUAGCUGAAAGAGUUCAGCAAGAAAACCUGAAUGUUAUUUGCGUCCCUACAUCCUUUCAGGCACGGCAGUUGAUCCUGCAGAAUGGUUUAAUCCUAAGUGACCUGGACAGACACCCAGAGCUUGACGUUGCCAUCGAUGGAGCUGAUGAAGUGGACUCUGACCUCAAUCUUAUCAAAGGUGGUGGAGGCUGUCUGACACAGGAGAAGAUUGUUGCGGGCUAUGCCAAAUGCUUCAUUGUUAUUGCAGACUACAGAAAAGAUUCCAAGAACCUUGGAGAGCGGUGGAAGAAGGGAAUCCCCAUCGAAGUCAUCCCGAUGGCCUAUGUGCCAGUCACCAGGGCCCUGGAAAAGAAGUUUGGUGGUGUUGCUGAGCUGAGGAUGGCAGUUAGCAAAGCAGGCCCUGUGGUGACGGACAAUGGGAAUUUCAUACUGGACUGGAAGUUUGACAUGGUCCACAAGUGGAAGGAUGUGAACACAACUAUCAAAAUGAUUCCAGGUGUGGUGGAAACAGGCCUGUUCAUCAACAUGGCAGAAGCAGUUUACUUUGGAAUGGAGGAUGGCUCCGUCCGCAUGCGUGAGAGACCGAGCCACUGACACCGGUCUCACCUUUGCCUUUGGCCAGUUGUAGGCUGCUGUCAUCAGUGCCAAUCUGAGAUUUUGCCUUAACGAGCGACCAUCAUGACAGAAGAGGAUGGACAGAAUGUCAACCGAAUCCACUGAUAUGAUACUGAAUGUCUCUCUCUCUUCUCUCUCUCUCUCUCUUUUUUUUUUUUUUAAACAAAUAUAUUCUAUUUCUAUAUAUCUAUAUAUUUUUACUUUACAGGAAGGUUCUUUUUAAAAAAAAAAAUAAUUUGAGCUAAAAUUGCUUUAACACUUUUGUGUUUAUUUUUGAGAAACGUUUACCAAAAAGGACACUUUUUUUACGGAACUUGAACCCAUCUGGUUGCUCUUACGGUGUUGGGGGUCGGAGUGAGGCGACCACAAGUCUGUGUUAUGUUGUUUGCCAAGGAGAAGAAUGAAGAAUGAGGCACAUAAUACGAGCAUAGCCAGUUUGGAUCUGCUGAUGCCUUAUUUGGAACCUGUUUGGUUCUGUGUUUUAUGCCUUUUUAUUUUUUUAUAGCCUGGGUUUUAAUAGUACAGACUGCCUAGUUACUUUCUGUGUGUGACAAUCACCCCUGGGCAGAGGGAGGCCACGGUCAAUGUGUCCCUUCAUGCUGGGACAUGUGGUACAUGAACCUGUGUCUGAUCCUCUGCACAGAGGUGACUUUGUUCCUCUGGGCCAAAGUCUGCUCUGUUACACUCCCGUCAAUCCACGUAGCUUCCAUCAAUGGAAGUCUAUUUGAAUCAAUGGAGUUGCAUCAGAUGGGCAUCAGUGUGAACAAGGGCAAAGCUGGGAGCCUUGACCCAGUUUUUAUGGAAGCAUUUGAAAAAUUAGCAGCGUGUCUUGCAGUCGUGGCAAAUCCACUUGGUCAGGAAUGAAGGCAAUAAACCAGGCUUCAUAGCUGUUGAUUUCAGGGAAGGAUAGAGCAGAACGUAAUGGAAAACUGAGUCUUCCUGCCUGAACUGACUGCAAAUGUAGCAGGCAAACAAGGUACUCAUUUAAUAUAUUGUAUUUCAUGUCUUUGCAUGGUGCUGUGUCAACAAUGCCAUCACUUGGUUUGUUAUAUGUUCUGAAAUAAAGAACUCUAAUGCCAGGAA
This is a messenger RNA of Alligator sinensis (Chinese alligator), 1839 nucleotides long. It is a transcript of the gene RPIA, whose product is annotated as ribose 5-phosphate isomerase A. Gene Ontology annotation, cellular component: intracellular membrane-bounded organelle. The transcript is spliced from 10 exons. The coding region runs from base 1 to 735 and encodes 244 amino acids. The record is from RefSeq and is a predicted model, not a curated record. NCBI's taxonomy places the organism in Eukaryota, Metazoa, Chordata, Crocodylia, Alligatoridae. Gene Ontology annotation, molecular function: ribose-5-phosphate isomerase activity. Gene Ontology annotation, biological process: D-ribose metabolic process; pentose-phosphate shunt, non-oxidative branch.